CUGAUGGUCGCCUGCUGCCGGGGCUUCGUGGACAUCGUGCCGCUCCUCCGGCUCUGCCCCCACGUGGACGUCAACCAGCAGGACACGGAGGGCAACACGGCGCUGAUGAUGGCCGCGCAGGCAGGGCACGUCACCAUCGUUAAUUACCUCCUCAAUUACUUCCCGGCGCUGGACGUGGAGCGGCGCGACGCCCGCGGGCUGACGGCGCUGAUGAAGGCGGCGGUGCAGGGCCAGCGCGACUGCGUGACGGCGCUGCUGCUGGCGGGAGCCGACCUGCACGCCGUUGACCCCAUCAAAGGGAAGACAGCCAGGGAGUGGGCCGCCUUCACCGGCCGCUUCGAGACCACCGUCCGCAUCCGGACCCUCCUGCGGCGCCCACGGGCCGAGCAGUUUGGCACCCAUUACCUCCCCGAAUGGCCGGCGCUGGCCGGGUUGGUGGCCAAAGCCCUGAGCCCCAAAUCCCGCAGCCAACGGCUUGCAGAGAAGAUCCGCUCCCUCUUCACCUUCCGCAUCCCCCGCGACCCGGAGGAGGACGGCGUGUUGGACCACAUGGUGAGGAUGACCACCUCCCUCGCCAGCCCCUUUGUGAGCACCGCUUGCCGGACCGUCUGCCCUGAUAGCCCACCCCAAGUGGGCAAGAGGAGGCUUUCAGUGGCGGAGAUCCUCCAGGAGCCUGGGGCAGCGCCGUGCAGUGGCCAAGCGGUGGGGCACGACCCACAAGUUGGCGAUGGCCGAGUCGCGUUGGACCGAGCGGCGGUGGAGACGUCACCGCGCCGUCGCCGCUUCCUGGGCUUCCUGCCCCGGCUGCUCCGCGCCGACUCCAUCUUCCCCGGGGAGCGCGUGCCCAGGAUCAAGCUGAGCAAAGCCAGCUCUCCUCCGGCCUGCGGGAGGGAGAGGAGACCCCGCGCCCGGGACAAAGCGCUGCUCCAGCCGCCCAAAUGGAGAUACAAGGAGCUGAAGGAGGAGAAGCGAGCAGCCGAGGAGGCAGAGGGGGAAAAGAAGAGGAAAAAGGGGAAGAAGGGGCGCUGA
Molecule: messenger RNA, 1029 nt
Organism: Lagopus leucura (white-tailed ptarmigan)
Lineage: Eukaryota; Metazoa; Chordata; Aves; Galliformes; Phasianidae
Product: ankyrin repeat domain-containing protein 33B-like
Exons: 3
Coding region: 4-1029 (341 amino acids)
Molecular function (GO): protein binding
Source: RefSeq, a predicted model, not a curated record